This is a messenger RNA of Leptopilina heterotoma, 1840 nucleotides long. RefSeq names its product facilitated trehalose transporter Tret1-like. Gene Ontology annotation, cellular component: membrane. The transcript has 2 exons. The record is from RefSeq and is a predicted model, not a curated record. Lineage: Eukaryota; Metazoa; Arthropoda; Insecta; Hymenoptera; Figitidae. Gene Ontology annotation, biological process: carbohydrate transport; transmembrane transport. The coding region runs from base 150 to 1652 and encodes 500 amino acids. Gene Ontology annotation, molecular function: sugar transmembrane transporter activity.
CACGAGUCAGGUUAGGUUAGCUAUAGUUUGUUUUGUUGUCCGGUUUUACCUUGAAAAUUAGUUUACAAAAUCUUCUAUUUUCAAUAAUUCAAAGGGGCAGUGCUUUUUAACGGUUUGUUGCUUUUUUGCAGCACAUAAUCACAGUCAAGAUGGAACCAAACGAAAAUGACUUUAGUACCAUAAAUGAGAGAACACCACUGCUCGAAUCAUCAAGUCACACUAUGGCAGAGAAAGUAGGUGUAUCACAACAAACUCUCGUAUCGGAUACUAAUCUCGAUGGACAAGCUCGGAAAUUACCUCAAUAUGCUGCUGGACUUGCAUCGACACUCGGCGCAAUGGCAGCAGGAAUGGUACUUGGCUGGACGUCACCAGCUGGUUUAACUGUUGAAGGCACAAACAUUACAAAAUUAGCCCACGAAUAUGAAAUAUCAAUAUCGAGUGAAGAAUUUUCAUGGAUUGGCUCAUUGACGACACUUGGUGCUGCUGCAAUAUGUGUACCAAUUGGAAUUCUCUCGGACAUAAUAGGAAGGAAAAUUUCUAUGCUAAUGCUUGUAGUUCCCUUCACAAUCGGUUGGGGUCUUAUAAUUGGAGCGAAUUCAGUGGCAUUAUUUUAUGCCGGACGUUUUAUACUCGGUGUGAGUGGUGGAGCAUUCUGUGUCGCUGCUCCCAUAUACGCUGGAGAAAUUGGUCAGAGUGAAAUACGAGGGCAACUUGGAUCUUAUUUUCAAUUGAUGAUGACAGUUGGUAUUCUCCUCACUUACGCGCUAGGAAUGGCUGUGGAUAUAUUAUGGUUGUCUGUGAUCAGUGCCAUUGUACCAAUAAUAUUCUUCGCUGCAUUUAUUUUCAUGCCAGAAUCACCGACAUAUCAUCUGAUGAAGGGGAAUAUGGAUGCUGCACGAGCUAGUAUGGCUAAACUCCGAGGACCUGACUAUAAUGUCGAACCGGAAUUAUUAACCCAACAGGAGACACUUGACGAAAUGAAUAGAAACAGAGUAUCAUUCCUCACAGCCAUAAGAUCCAAGGCUGCUAAAAAAGGACUUAUUAUCGCUUUUGGUUUGAUGUUCUUCCAACAACUUAGUGGAGUGAACGCAAUUAUUUUCUAUGCUGGAAAAAUUUUUGCCGCCGCUGGAAGUUCAAUGUCUUCGGAAGUUUCUACAGUCAUCGUGGGUGUAAUGCAAUGUGUUGCUGUAUUUGUAAGCACACUAAUUGUCGAUAAACUAGGAAGAAGAAUUUUACUUCUAAUAUCAGAGGUUGCAAUGUGUUUAACAACAUUAAUUGUUGGAGUUUUCUUUAUUUUACAAGAACAAAAGCAGGAUGUGAGUGCAAUUGGCUGGCUACCAUUGACUGGUGUUUGUCUUUUCAUUGUUCUUUUUUCCCUUGGAUUUGGACCAAUACCAUGGAUGAUGAUUGGAGAAGUAUUUUCAUUGCAAACAAAAGGAACGGCCGGAAGUGCCGCGUGUUUAUUUAAUUGGUUAAUGGCAUUUAUUGUAACGAAAUUUUUCAGUAACUUAACAGAAUCAUUUGGCAAUGGAGCGACAUUCAUCAUAUUUUCAGUAAUAUGUGGAAUUGGAGUUGUUUUCGUUUAUUUCCUUGUGCCAGAGACAAAGGGAAAAACGCUACAAGAAAUUCAAUCAGAAUUGGAGGGUAAUUAGACGAUAUGUAUAUAUAUGUUUUAAUCUUGGACAAUGUUCAUCUUGAAACCAAAAGAGUAAAUUAUGUAUAUAUUGAAUUUUGCAAAACAAAAGAAUACGAAAUUAACAUCUGGAAAUUAGGACAAAUGUGAUAUAAAUGUAACAUAUGUGUGUAAUUACUUUUGUUUGAAGAUUUUUAAAUGACUUUU